AUGUCACUUAUAGAUCUGGACGACGACCAGCGAUGGGUGCCCACCCAUGUGAAUGUCACUGUCCUUCGCGCAAGGGGACUGCGAACGAAGGGCAAGCACGGGAGCCGCUACCUUUACACCAUCAUCCAGGUGGGGAAGGAGAAAUACACCACGGGCUUGGUGGAGAAGGCGGAGGUGCCGGCGUGGAACGAGGAGUGCUGCUUCGAGCUGCUCCCCGGGAUUCUGGAGGACGGCGGCCGGAGCGCCUACCCCCCGGGGAGCGGAGACCUGGUCUUCACGGUCAUGCACCGGGUGCUUAUUGGACUUGACGUGUUUCUGGGUCAAGCCAUCAUUCCCCUUGAUAAAAUAUUUCAGGAUGGAAUGUGUCCUAGAGAUGAAUGGCUCAAGCUCCACUCUAAGGCUGGAAGGAAGGAGAAGGAGCGUGGCGAAUUGCAGGUGACCGUGCAGUUCACUCGAAACAACAUGACAGCCAGUAUGUUUGACCUCACCAUGAAGGACAAGCCACGCUCUGCCUUUGGCAAGCUCAAGGAUCGCGUCACAGGAAGGAAGAGGGGAGAUGUGGAGUCUUCCUCAGCCAUUGUGCCUGGACGCUACGCAGCUUUGUCAGGAUCCCUGGGGCAGCCAUUUGGAGAGGGGGGUGGGGGAGGCCUGGAAUCAGUAGAUAUACCAGAAGAGAAGAGGAGUAAGAUGAAAGAUUUCUUCAAAGGGAAGCUACGCAAGUCAUCUGACACCAGGUCAUGCUCAUCACUAGCUUCAGAGAGCAGCAUGUCCUCCAUGGCCAGUGAUAACCCCGGCCCUCCACCUAACCUUGACCUGUUGGCAGACCCUCCCAGCUCCCCUAUCUACAGUAGCAAAGUGAGAGUGGACAGCAUGUACGGAGAAACUGACUUAGCUAAAAAAGUGCUCACCAGCCAGCACACCACAAAGGUUCUGACCCACAAACGAGCCUUCAGCGAUGAAGCUAGUAAAGCCACGGCCGCCUUUCCUCGAUCAUAUCUCGCAGUGGAGUCCCUUAAAGGUCAGAGCAUGACUCAGUCCAAAUCUUCAUUGUGUAUCAAUGGAAGCCACAUCUAUGACUCUGAGCCGUCAACUCCCAAGAGCUCGGGAGCCAUCCCAUCCAAGUUAGUCUUGCUAGAGAAAUGCUCCCCACUGUCUCGCUCUCUGCAGAACCUCACCAAGCGAAGUGAGGACAAAGGUUCCCCUGGCGAGAGCCGACGCUGGUCCUUUGACAAGAUGAAAAAAGAGGAAAAGGAGGAUGAAAAGGAACCUGAGCCAUCAGCUCUCUCAAUUCAGUCUGCUCAGAUAGGGGAUCGCCAAUUGCAGGCAACAGUUCCAAUACUCUCCUCUGGGGCUGAUUCAUCUGACAAAGGGAGAAAGCUAAGAAAGACUGGAGGAAGAAGCGAUUCUCUCCCUGCUAAGUCAGACCUGAACCAGAGUGGUUCGACAUCUGAAGGGAGACUCAGAGGCUGGUUUGGCUCCAGUGAUUCCCACAGCAAGCCAAGGCUGGAAGUUUCUCCUAAGGUAGAAAGCAACUCAGACGUACCCCCUCCCCUCCCCCCUCGCUCCCCCAACCCCAACCAAUGCUCCUCUCCCUCUGCCUCCUCCACUGGUCAUGUCUCACCUGAUAAUGGGAGUCACACUAACCCCUUCACCCCCUCCUCUUCACCCUCCUCAACCCCCAUCUCCCCUUCCAACCCUUUCCUCACGCGUAUGCAGCGCAACCCCUUUUUUGAGGAGCUCAUAGCUGAAGAGUUGCGGAAGUCUCCCCCUCUUGUGCCUUGCUCCUCUUCUGGCUCACCCCUCUCUCAUUACACUGCUCUGCCUUCCCAGCCAUGCACACCUAGCUCUGGUAAUGAUGUUAAGCCCAAGCAACUGGCCUCCAUAAGGCGAGAGCGCCCCAGGCCAGUGGCUAGGCAGAUUUCCCUCCCCGCAUUACUUCGCACACCAGCCACGCCUAGUUCCCCCAAUCACUCCACUCCUCGCUCCAUGUCAGAGAGUGGGGCAGAAUGUGAUGACUCCUUUGAUGCCUUUGCCUCCAGCAGGCUGAACUCACCAAAGGCGACUCUUCCUCUAAAUUCUGUGAAAACCAUCCGAGCUUCACCUCAUACAAGCAGCAACCCUCCAGUUCAUAAUAAUGCCAUUAAUCCAAUAGAAGAGUUACAAACAUUUGAAGUGGAACCUCCUCCUUUGCCUCCAAGGAGGCUUUUGAGAAGUUCAGUGAGUGAGGUAUACUCCAACAGCUGGCUGCAUAGAGGUCAGGAGCUAGCUGUUCAGAAAGAAGCCUGCCUUCUUUCGCAGACUGGUGUGGCCUCCUUACAACAUGGAAGAGAAGGAGAACGAAAAAGAAACACACCCAGUAUAUCUCCAGACCCUCAGACAAGCAGUGACACCUCUGAUUCCCUCAGCAUUCUCUCUCAGUCGUGUGCAAACAGGACUUCCCCAGGAUUCAUGUGUGAAGAAAAGCUCAAGAAGUUUAAAUAUGAACCUUUAGAAGAUGAGACUGACUGCUGGAGGGGGAUGCUGUUCGAGCAAGACUUAUACGGACGUGUUGGCAGAGGAAAUUAUGUUGAGACCAAAGUAAACACUAAACUUUUGUCACUGAAGACUGAGGAAACUCUGAGGAAUGAGAUCCUAUCAAAGAACACCAGCCAUUCCCAACAAGUUGAAGUACCUAAAACGCUUCUUGGUAAUGAGCUGUCUGUUGCUGAUCUUUUGAGUAUGUCAUCUGGAACUCCCUCCAAGUCAAACUUGAAGGCACUAAGUUCUGCUUCCACCGCAUUAGAGCCAACAGUAAAUUCUCCUCCCAUUCAUCCAGCUCAGCCUUUGUGUGUAAACAACAAUGUAACUGACACACUAACGUUGGAAGAUCUCAACAUGAAUGUGAAUAAUUCUGAUUUUGGUUUUAUUGAUUCUGAUGGUUCCUCGCCAUCAGAAAUAGCCGAUACUCUCAAAGGUCCUGGCAGUCUUUCACAACCAUCAGAAGAUUCACCCAUAGCCAUUUACAACACAGAGACUGUGACCACAUCAGAGGAUGUGUUCACUUUGAAGAAUACAUCCUCACCUCAGAUGAACACUUCCUUUGAAACAACUGAGUCACCUAACAGACUGUGCAGAGUCUCACCAGUUUGCCAAGACAACUGCUGGGAUGAGCGAUGUGAACUGAACAAUGUGGCCCCGCAGGGUAACUCCAUACACAAUAGGACAGAGAAUGCUGCUUUGUCAUUAGGCAGUCAAUCAUCUGAUCAACCUGAUGUUGAAACUAAAGAUAUGACACAAGGUGUUGAUAAUUUUAAAGUGACACAAGCUGCCUUUGAUGAUAAUGGCAACCCACAAGCCAGACUAGCCGGUAGACAGGUAGUCAGUGCACGUUUUAGGCCAAAAGGAAUAACCCGAGAGCACAACAGUGGCAGUCCAGUCAGUCAAAAUAAAAAGGGAGAAGGCACAGCUGAACAGUUGUCAUCCCUUGUUGAAAAGAUUUCAGAUGCUACAGAAGAACCUUUCUCAUAUCAACCGACUAAAUCGCCUCCUCCCUGUUCACUGACAGUAGAUACAGAGACAGCCUCUCUGGCAGAUAGCACAGAUGAAAACCAGAAAGCCCAAAGUGAGUUUAAUACCACAUCACUGAAGCCUUCAAAAGAAGACACGGACACCAUUUGGUCCAGUUUUACAGGAAAUAGUGUAACAGAAAAUCCCAGUGCGAUUAGUUUUGAAGAUCUCCAUGCAAAAGUAGCCCCAAGCCUGAGAACCCCUUCAAAGUCUAAACCCACUUCUCCCAUCCCUUCCUCUGCGCUCUCCCUGUCAGCUGAUGCACAGGCUAAACUCCAUCCUACCCCUGCCUUUUGCCCCUCCAUAAACCCCCCAAGUAUGGGGCCCAGUGCUGGAGCCAGUACUACUCUGGCUGUGGCCCCCUACUCCUCCUCUUCCUCCUCCUUCUGUACCUCCUCCACCACUGCCCAGCCCCCGGUCGAUGCACGGCACUCACUUUUGCCUGAGGAGACACAGCCAGCUAGCAACCUGCCCCUUCAGGAGAGCAGCCCCCAUCCAGUGAAGCCACUAACCUCCAGCCAUCCUGAGAAGAAGGAGAGUCGCUCUGUUCUGGAGAAGCUCAAGUCCACGAUCCACCCCGGACGCACGUCCCACCAGACUGUGGCUGAGCCUGAGAAGAGUCAGGAGGUGAGAGUGGACAGCUCUGCCCAGUACCAGCACCUGACCAACAUGGAGCUGAUCUCCCUGCUGCUGCAGCAGGAGAUGGACAUGCAGAAGCAGCAGGCCGCCUCAGAGCAGCAGGGGGCGCUGCUGGAGAAACGAGAGGCUGAGCUGAAAAAGGUCAAGACACAGGUUCGAGACCUCGAGGACUACAUUGAUAAUCUUUUGCUGCGGAUAAUGGAGCAGACGCCCACGCUGCUUCAAGUGCGCUCUCGACAUAAGUGACAAGAGCACCGGGGUGUGUAUGGUGUUGCACACAGUGUACGAUCAUUUUCCUCUAGAACACUGUUUCUCCAGUAGAUUGUAACUGAAUGCAGAGGCUGAGUUCAAAUCACAGGGUUAGUUCUGAUUUUUGGAUGUUUACUUGAAAAGAGAGACUGUUGCACAAAGGGUAAAAAAAUGCAGAUUAGGAAGCACUGUUCUAGAGGCAGGUGUAGUAAAAAACACACACACAAAAUCUGAUCUCACAAUCAUCCAGGUCUUCUCACUGCUAAUACUGCCCUGUUGAUGUAGACACAAUAUUAAGCAACAUGCAUGCUUGUUACUAUCUCAAUUUGGUAUGAACAAACAAAGAACCAAGCUCUUUGAGAGAAACCUCUGUCACAGCAGAGGCACAUGGUUAUUUCACCCAUGCUUGCUAGAAUCAGGUAAGGUACUCAGCUGUUGUCAAUUUAAAAUAACUUACUGCUUUCACUUAUGCUUCUAUGAAAAACAGGCUACAGGAAACAUCUUUUUGGAAUUACAUCUACUACGCUCUUCAGGGAUUAAAAUAGUUACUCUGGCAAAAUAUGACAUUACCUCAGGUAACCUUAAAAAUCAUGUUUGGGUUGGCAGCUCAUGAAGUUGUACUCAAAAUAAGCUAACAUUUUGAAAUAAUAUUUUCAAACAGUGUUAAUCUCAAACACAGUUCCACCAAGUGCCGAUUGGACAAUGGUUAACUUGAGUUAAUUUCAUAUUUUGGAAGAAAUGUGACAAAAAAAAAAAAAAUAAAAAAAAAUAGCGCCAUGUCAUAAAAAAACUGUAAUGCAGUAUGAAUACUGGAAAGUAGUAUCAUACGAAAAUCUGUUUCUGCAUUAACAUUGCUGUAUGAUAAGCAAAAAUAAUUAUUACAUCUCUUAGGAGAAAAGAUGGGGGAGGUCUCACUGCUCGUUUGUUUACACUUUGUUUUUCAUUUUUAGAAAGCAUUGUGUUCUCUAAACUCUUGUUUCUGAUUAUAGCCUUAAACAACUGGAAUGUUUUAAUACAGUUUUUACGUUCUGUUGUCUAUUCUGCAAAUGUUUGAGCUGAAACAGUAAAAAUGUUAUUGAGGAAAUAACAAAACGACAAUGCAGUAAAUAAGAGUAUUAAGUUAUUUCUGUCAAAUAGUUUUGUCAUUAUAAUAUAUUCUCUAAUGCCACUCUAGAACCGCUGUAGCUAAUUGCAUUGCUUUACAUGACCGCACUACUGUAAUAAAGUUAAAAAAAUAAAUAAAUAAA
Molecule: messenger RNA, 5681 nt
Organism: Myripristis murdjan (pinecone soldierfish)
Lineage: Eukaryota; Metazoa; Chordata; Actinopteri; Holocentriformes; Holocentridae
Gene: rab11fip5b
Product: RAB11 family interacting protein 5b (class I)
Exons: 6
Coding region: 1-4431 (1476 amino acids)
Biological process (GO): regulated exocytosis
Cellular component (GO): phagocytic vesicle; early endosome; secretory granule
Molecular function (GO): small GTPase binding
Source: RefSeq, a predicted model, not a curated record